AGAUAACGGCGACCACUGUAGUUAAAAGCAUGCAAUAAAUGCUAAAAUGAAGAGCAACUUUGCAUCAAAACAAAUCUUAAAACAAGAAAGAGACGUUAUAGCACUCACUACCCGCCACUUUAUUAUUGUCACAGUUACACUUGCUUCUACACUGUGCCGUCCACUUCUAUAGCUAUCACCAAUUACCAUAAUAAUAAUAAUAAUAAUAAUAAUGCUUCAAUUUCAUAAUCAAUUCCACCAAUAAACACAAUUCAACCCUUCCCAAUGAAAUUUCCCCUUUCUAAACCCUUAAAUUGAUAUUCGAAACCGUUACCUUCUCCACAUUUCCCCAUCCAAACACCACAACGAUGGGUUGCAACGCCUCUAAACUUGACCGGCUUCCGGCCGUGUCAUUGUGCCGUGACCGUUGCAAAUUCAUCGACGAAUCACUCCGUCAAAGCUACACCCUCGCCGAUUCACACCUCGCUCACAUGGAUUCGUUAAGAACACUUGGUCCUGCUCUUCUUUGUUUCUUCCAACAAUUUGAAGAUUCAGGCGAAACCAUUCCAUCAAUCUCGAAAUCACCAUCUCCACCACGCUCCCAAUCUUCUUCUAGUUCUGAUUCAGAUGAAGGAAAAUUUGUUCUGCAUUGUGAAUCAGAAUCAGAAGAUUCAGAAAAAGAAUCUCAAUUAUUCACUCAUACUGAUUAUAUCCACCACGACAGCGUAAUUUCCAGUGUUCCUGAUAAUGUGACUUUUAUGACCUACGUGAAACCUAUUUAUGAUUCCUAUUCUCCGACGUCGAAUGCCGGAGUUUUUUCCGGUUUUAAACCGCCGUCUCCGCCUCCUCCGAGUAAUUCUGCUUGGGAUUUCUUGAACUUUUUCGAACCGUAUGAGAAAUAUCAAGUACCGUACUGUGACGGUGGGGACGGUUACGCUGACACAAACGUAACGGUUGAGAAUGAAAAAGGAAAGGUUAACGGUCACGUGAUUCCUGAAAAUGUACCGUUUAAAUCUAACGGAGGAGGAGUUAACGUUAGCAAGGUAGAAAAUGGAGAAGUGAAAGAUAAUGAAGCUGAUUUGAAAAAAGAGAGUUUAGUUUUGGAGAAAAAGUUACCGGAGUUAAAAGAAUCUGUGAAAGGUUUUUCUGAAGCGGUGAAAGAGAUUCAGAUUCUAUUUGAGAGAGCAUCGGAUUCGGGGAGUGUGCUUUUGGAAAUGCUGGACGUUGGGAAACUCCGUUACCAUUCAAAAAUUGAACUAAAUCCAGUUUCGUGCAAGAUUAUGCAUGUAUUUACUCCGUCGAAUCCCUUGACGGUCAAAUGUGUGGAAUCCCCGUUUCUUGGACUGCGAACGGGAUCAAAGUGUGAAGGAGUUUACAUGGAGAAGGGAUUGAGUUCCGGGAACCUAAGCUCCACUUUGAGUAAGUUAUGUAUGUGGGAGAAGAAGCUAUAUCAUGAGGUUAAGGCUGAGGAAAAGUUGCGCAUGCUUCACCAGAAGAAGUGUAAACAGUUGAAACGUAUGAAUAAAAAGGAGGCUGAUGUACAAAAAAUUGAUUCUGUUAAAGCUUUCAUCGGCAUUUUAGUUACAAAAAUGAAAAUGUCUAUCCAAGUGGUUGACAAGAUAUCUAAUACUAUUAGUAAGUUGACGGAAGAGGAGCUAUGGCCGCAGAUUAACAGGUUUAUUCUCAUGUUUCUAGGAAUGUGGAAAGAUAUGCAGGAAUGUUACAAACUUCAGUGCCAAGAAAUUGUUAAUAAUGAAACCAAAGCUUUAAGUGUCUCUUCAUUCAACAGAAAGCCUUGCAGUGCUAAUAUUGCUGCAGCAAUAGAACUCAAAUCCGAGUUACAGAAAUGGAGUUUAAGCUUCUUAGAUUGGAUACAAGCUCAAAAAUCCCAAGUGAAAGGCCUGAAUGAUUGGCUAGUAAGAUGUCUAAUGUAUGAACCUGAAGAAAUAUCUGACGAUUCAACUCCGGUUGGUGCACCACCAGUGUUUGUGAUCUGUAACAAGUGGUCAAGGGCAGUGGAUAAUAUCUCAGAGAUGAAUGUUAUUGAAGCUGUAAAUGGAUUUACACUCAGAGUAAAUGAACUAUUGGAAAAACAUAUUUUAGAGCUUCAGAAGAAUUCAACAUUGGACAAUGAAUUAGAGAAAAAAGUUAAAAAUUUGGAGAGGCAGGAGCAAAAGAUGCACAAAAUGAUGAAGGCUCGAGAGAGAAAGAUGGAUCCAAGUGCAAAAAAUUUGAGAGAAGGGGUAGCUGUGCACAAUGAUGAUGUUAAAGUUGAUUCUAUUACCCUACAAUCAGAUCUGAAACAUAUCUUUCUUGCAAUGGAGAAAUUCAGUGCCACUACUGCUAGUUUAUAUGAAGAACUUAGCCAACAAAUUAAGCAAGAUGAUCCUGUUUUAGGAGAAUUCAACAAACAUAAUUAGUUUUACAGUGAUGUCAAUAUUAUUAUUUUUUGGAAAUAAAUUAUAAUGGGAAGCAUUUUUAGUGUUAUGAUUAUGAUAAAUUGUACA
This is a messenger RNA of Trifolium pratense (red clover), 2486 nucleotides long. Its product is annotated as nitrate regulatory gene2 protein. The transcript is spliced from 4 exons. The record is from RefSeq and is a predicted model, not a curated record. NCBI's taxonomy places the organism in Eukaryota, Viridiplantae, Streptophyta, Magnoliopsida, Fabales, Fabaceae. Bases 348 to 2399 code for a protein of 683 amino acids.